AUGAAGGCGAAGCUGGAUGAAAAAACUGCUGAAACUGAUCGCUUCUCUUCGCAGCUGAGGGAGCAAAAGGCUACAUAUGAAGCCAAACUUGAUGACAAAAUUUCUGAGCUAACUACUCAAGAUGCUGAGCGGGAUACCCUCCGCUUAGACUUGGCGACCUCCCAGAACUUGAUAUCUUCUAAGGAAUCUAAACUAGUGAGUGUCUCGAUCGAUCUGGCAACUACUCGGGUGGACUUGGAGGCAUACCUAGUGGGAGAAGACGACCUCUUCGAGAUAAGGAAGAAAGCUCUUCUUCAAAUGCGCAAAUUCAACAUGCCUAUUGCCCACUCCAUCAACGAGGCACUCCUUGUCAGGGUAGAGGGUGCAAUAGUGCAAUUGAAGGAGGGCAGGUCGAGAACAAGAGGGCGUCCUUUUGUCUCCGAAAACCUAAUCGACUCACUCGUCGAUUUCAAGCUACGGGAGCUUGCCUCCAUCGGGGCGGGACCUUCUCGCUUUGCCAAUUCCAGCGCCGAGCACGAGGAGCUUCUCGAAAUCUCCAGGGGCUUCUCUGACUGCUCCAGCUUUGGCUCCGACAUCUCUGGCGAGCUCCAGAGGCUGGCCUCCUUUUCCAUAUCUGAGGUGCCGCGGAGCGUUGUGGCAUCCAACGUCGAAGGUUUCGAGGAAUCCGGGCUCAGCACGUCGUCGGAGAGCCUAGAGUACGCGUCGGUGGAAGGUGUCGAGCCGGUGGUGCGUGUUUGCGUGGAGCGUCUGAGGUCGGUGUCGGUGGAGGCGAAGCGGGAGGCUGCGGCGAGGAUCCGGCUCCUGGCGAAGCACCGAUCGGAUUUUCGGUCGCUGAUCGGGGCGUCGGGGGCGAUCUCGGCCCUAGUCCUGCUGCUGCGCAGCACGGAUCCGGCUGCGCAAGAGAAUGAGGCGACGGCGCUGCUUAACCUUUCGCUGGAGGAGGCCAACAAGAGGUGCAUAGUGGCGGCGGGCGCGAUCAAGCCGCUGGUGUACACCUUGCGGACAGGGACAGCCUCUGCGAAGCAGAACGCUGCGUGCACGUUGCUGAACAUUUCGAUGAUCGAGGAGAACCGAGCAACGAUAGGAGCAUGUGGAGCGAUCCCACCAUUUGCUUGCUACCUCAUCUAUAUAGAAAAAAAAUUCAAUAGCCAUCUUGUUCAUAUGCUCGUAAUAGCAUGUGUUCUAUGGAGCUAA
This is a messenger RNA of Zingiber officinale, 1194 nucleotides long. RefSeq names its product vacuolar protein 8-like. Bases 1 to 1194 code for a protein of 397 amino acids. Lineage: Eukaryota; Viridiplantae; Streptophyta; Magnoliopsida; Zingiberales; Zingiberaceae. The record is from RefSeq and is a predicted model, not a curated record. The transcript is spliced from 3 exons. Gene Ontology annotation, cellular component: nucleus; cytoplasm. Gene Ontology annotation, molecular function: protein binding.